ACGUACAGCUAUGCUUUACCAAGAAAGAGCACAGAGGUCAUGCUGAUGCAGGAGCAAGGCACCAAGACGUACGUCGAUGCUGUCCUCAAGACUCACCACCGAGUCAUUCAGCUGAGCACUCUGAACGCCGCGCUGUGUCCCGUCUUCAUGGACGUCCUCUUAAAGAAUCAACCAGAGGGAGUUCAGCUCUCUGUGACGGAGCACACCGAAGCUGAUUUCCAAGCACGGUUCAAGGGGCGUCCAGAGCUGGAGGGGCUCAUCGCUCAGAUGAACCAAUAACUUUCCACCUCAUUAUGUACAAGUAUCAGUUUGAUCUAAUUUAUUACCCAUCAUUCCUCAGUAGCGUCCUGUAUAAAUGGAUUCUCUGAAAUGGAAAAAAAACCUGUGCACAUUAGUCUCAUUUUGUGACCUUUGGGAAAUAAAACCACACUCAUUUUUCCAUCUUAAAA
Messenger RNA from Neolamprologus brichardi, 449 nucleotides. NCBI's taxonomy places the organism in Eukaryota, Metazoa, Chordata, Actinopteri, Cichliformes, Cichlidae. The record is from RefSeq and is a predicted model, not a curated record.